AUGUCUUAUUCGAUUCUAGAUGUUAUAGUUUCUCCAAUCAUGUUUUCUUUCAAAUCUUUGAUUUUGAUUAUAGUUCAUACAAAAGAUAACAUAAUUCCUAGUUCUAUUUUAUUGUGUUUGGAUGGUUUGUAUUGUACUUGUUUUGGUAUAUCAAUGGGCAUGUUUGCCGUUCAAUUCAUUUAUCGAUAUCUUUUCGCGGUUGAUUCCAAACAUUUACAAACUUUCAAUGAUCAUCGAAUUAUAUAUUGGAUGAUGGUUCCGGCAAUUUAUGGAAUUAUUUGGGGAUCAUCAUGUUAUUUUUUGUUAGCUCCUAGUUACGAAAAAGACAAACAAUUGGAAAACAUUUUGUUAUUGACUUUUGGUUGGGAAAUUCAAGAUGACACAUAUCUCGGCCCUUAUUUCUACCAAAUUCAACCCGAUGGAUCAUACAAAAUCGACCUAAUGUCCGUUAUUGGUGCCACAAUAUCAUGGCUAAUGGUAUCUGCAUCCUUCUUCGCAAUUCUAUUUUUCGGUAUUAAAUGUUAUCUAAACCUUAGCAAAACAAUGCGUCUAACUUCUCGCAAGUCUAAUCAUUUGAGUUCUCAGCUAUUCUAUGCUCUAGUCACAUCAACAAUUAUUCCAAUUAUUUUAUUGCAUAUUCCAAUUGCAAUUGUUAUGUUGUUUUCGUUUUUCGAUAAAGAUUUGGGGAUUUUAAGUGGUAUAACAUCAGUAACAAUUGCUUUAUUCCCAGCGUUAGAUCCUUUGCCAUCAAUGUUUAUUGUGAAGAAUUAUCGAACCACAAUUUUCGGUAAUCAACUUUCCGAGAAAAAAUGA
This is a messenger RNA of Caenorhabditis angaria, 813 nucleotides long. NCBI's taxonomy places the organism in Eukaryota, Metazoa, Nematoda, Chromadorea, Rhabditida, Rhabditidae. The record is from the annotation of a GenBank genome assembly.